Pteropus alecto (black flying fox) is the source of this 2842-nucleotide messenger RNA. Its product is annotated as zinc finger protein 550. Gene Ontology annotation, molecular function: DNA-binding transcription repressor activity, RNA polymerase II-specific. The transcript is spliced from 4 exons. The coding region runs from base 396 to 1772 and encodes 458 amino acids. Lineage: Eukaryota; Metazoa; Chordata; Mammalia; Chiroptera; Pteropodidae. The record is from RefSeq and is a predicted model, not a curated record. Gene Ontology annotation, biological process: negative regulation of transcription by RNA polymerase II.
AAGUCAUUGAAGUUCACACCUUGUCCAUUGGCAACCAGAGCCUUUUUUCCCUAACCACAGUGAGUUAGGAUGGCCCUGAGAGGGCCUUCUCCUUCAGGUGAGCUUUGGGAGAAAGAGGGCUAGGGAAGCCAUCCUGAGCAGAGGGAUCCUGAUGGACAGAGGCAGUGAGGACAGAGUUAUUUAAGGAGGCGCGAGAGGGUCUUGUCACCAAGGGCUCCACUACCUGCUGAGACGUGUCUAGGGGAGGGGAGAGUGUAUGGUCAACUCACCCUUACCCAAGACACAUUCUGGCCAGCCAGAGGCUGCCUUGUCUUCACGCACUUGCGUUUCCUGGCCCUCAAGGUAUCUGUGCCUGAGACACACGUGCAUCAGGACUCAUGAAGGAAAACUGACUGAUGGCUCAUUGUGGAGUCUCCUGGGAAGUCUGCGAGGGCUGGGGGACCCAAGUGGGUGCGGAAAGCUGGUCCAGGCCCUGCCACUCCCAGGGCAAGUGGCAUCCCCCUCGGUGCCUGUCCCAUGAGGCACCAUUGACCUUCAAGGAUGUGUUCGUGACCUUCACCCGGGAGGAGUGGGAAUUCCUCUACCCAGCUCAGAAGACCCUGUACCGGAAGGUGAUACUGGAGACCUGUAAGCUCUUGGUCUCACUGGGGUACCCUGUUCCCAAACCAGAACUGAUCUGCCUGCUGGAGCCUGGGCAGGAGCUGUGGACGGUGAAGAGAGGCCUUGCCCAGAGCACCUCCCCAGAUGACAAAGCAAAAACCAAGACUGCAGAACCUCCUGCUUCUCAGCCAGCCUCGUCCAAGGGAUGCUUACUCCACAGGUCACCGACUCAUGAAGACUCCAGUGUUUCCAAGCUGGGGCGAGCCACGAAACAAAAAGGACCAUCAGAAAAACAGGGAGCGCUCCUGUGGACAGGGACAGUCCCCCACAUGGAAAUCCUCCAUAGAAAGAUAAGCUCUGACUGUGAUGGUUUGGGAACAGGUGACAGUCUGUGCUCAGAGGAUUUACAGGUGCGAGUCUCUCCUGAAGAUGCUGUCCGUGAGUGUGAAUCACGCCAAUCAAGGAAAGACCCCUUGGUUCAUGGAGAGAAGAACUAUAAAUGCAAGGAAUGUGGGGAAAAGUUUAUGGAGAAUCGCUUCCUUCUUCAACAUCAGCGGAUUCACACUGGAGUGAAAUCCUAUAAAUGCGAAAAGUGCGGGAAAGCUUUUCUCAAGAAGGCAGACUUCGCUAGACAUUACAGCAUUCAUGUCAGGGAAAAACCCUAUGAGUGCUUCGAGUGCAGGAAGGCUUUCAGCCGCAGGUCACACCUCAUGGAACACCAGCGGAUCCACACUGGAGAGAAGCCUUACAAGUGCGGGCAGUGUGGGAAGGCUUUCAGCCGCAGGUCCCACCUCACAGAGCACCAGCGCAUUCACAGCGGAGAGAAGCCCCACGUGUGCAGUGAGUGUGGGAAGGCCUUUGCCCACCACUCUGACUUUAUUCGGCAUAGUAGAAUCCACAGUGGAGAAAAACCCUUUGAGUGCCAAGAAUGUGGGAAAGCUUUUUGUGACAGCUCUUCCGUAACUCGACACAUGCGGUGUCACUCCAGGGAGAAGCCCUAUGAGUGCAGUGAGUGUGGAAGGACCUAUAGCUACAGCUCAACCCUCAUGACCCAUCAGAAGAGUCACAGCAGAAUGAAAUCCUACAAGUGUAAGAGGUGUGGGAAGGCCUUUGACCAGAAGGCAGACCUCAGCCAACAUCAGCAAACUCAUACUGGGGACAAGCCUACUUAAAGUCACUACUGUAGCAAAUCGUUUGGCCAGAGGAACAAUAUUCCUUGGCACCUAGGAGUUCAUAUCCAAGAGAAACCUUGUCCUUCCUCGCCUGCACAGUUCAUGCCAUGGCCAUGGAAUGACCUUUACCUGUAACUGAGCCCUUGCACUGCUCAGACUGCAGACCAAUCUCUCCUGAAACAUGACUUGGGUCUCAGCAGAGAGACCUUCUUUCCACACCUGAGAACUCUGCUACCACAUGGCACACACAGAGACCUGAGCCUCAAUUUGUCCCAAAGCAAGAGUAAUGUGCAUUCCAAUGGGUGAAAGACCCCCUUCCUUCAUGGUCCAUGUCUCCCCAUCUCAAUCUCUGUGUGUGGAGGACCCUGCUGUGUGUGGAGGACCCUGCUGAAUAAUGGGCAGACAUUGUGAGAACCCCACCCUUCAUCUCCAUCCCCCCACAUAAUAUCCUGAGUCGCAGAGAUACAUGGGAGACUGAGAAAUGGGUCUUGCUGCUUGAUAACACUUGAUAACACAGAGGUGAGGUCUGGAACUCUGCUGCUCUGAUAAUAAUGUGUCUGUCAUUCCCUUGAGGCAUAAUGAAGAGCAAGGUCAGCUCAGGCAUGGAGAACAAACAGGCAUCGGGAAGAGUGGUCCACUAGCUAAGUGCUUGGACUUGGGACAAUUGGGAAUCCAGCACUUCUGAGCUGUUUCCAUUACCAACUGGGUGACCUUGGUCAUGUCACUUGUCCACAGGCUUCUCCUUGUCUGUAAAAGUGAGAAGAUAUGUAUGAAAAUGUAAAGAAUGGGAAGAAGAGCAGGCAAUGAUUGAACCAUGCAGACCCACGAAGGUUGGAGGAUCUAUAGCCAUGGUUGAAGAUGGAAAAGAGCAUUCUUGGCAAAGGGGACAGCAUAUGCCAAGACUCUGAGGCAGGCAGUAGCUGGGCCUGUUGCUAGAAACAGCUGAAGGCCAGUGUGUCUGGAGGAGAGAGAAGAGGUACAGUGAGAUGGAGGGAGCAGGUCUGGAUGCACAGAGUUUUGUAGGCCAUCAUGAGAAAUAUGGAUUUUAUUCUGACUCUCUGGGAGGCUAU